AAUAUAACAUAUUUUUUUAGUAUAAAAUAACUCGAGCUGUUUACGAGCUUUAUGAGCCAAGCUUUCCCUAGCUCGGCCCGGCUCGUUUAAGUCUCUAACCGAGUUUCAACGAGCCGAACUUUAACCGAGCCGAGCCCGAGCUGCUCGUGAGUUUGUCAGGCUCAUUAUCAGCCCAAGUUGUGCUCAUACCGCUCAAUAGUCAACACCAAACCUCAAGCAAUCCCCCCAAACCCAAACCUCUCUCACUGCAAAACGAGACAAUCAACACUCCUCCAAAAAGAAAAAAGAAGAAAAAAGAAGAAAAAAGAAGAAAAAAACCUGAAAACGAACACAGAAGAAGAGGGAAAAAAAAAAGGACAGACAGAGAGAGAAUAAUUAACACAACACUAGAACUUUCCAUAUGUACAAAUUCGGCCGAGGUGGAGGCGGAGGUUCACGCGGCGGCUCCUCCGGCGCAAAGCGUAACUCAUUCCCUCCACCGCCUCCUCAACGGCCGCACUCCAACUCUUCCGCCUCUCGACUUUCUCUCUCCUCCCGCAAACCCUCAUCGUCGUCAUCGGCGAUAACUACUCCGGCACCGGCGCAAUCGGAGGAAUCUUUCAGACUUAUUGGCGGCGAUCCUCUCUCGUUCGCCGCCAUUAUUCGUCUUGCACCCGACCUCGUUGAUGAGAUCAAGCGCGUUGAGUCACAAGGUGGUGCUGCUCGGAUUAAGUUUGAUUCUAACCCUAAUAAUCCUCCCGGUAAUGUUAUUGAUGUAGGUGGUAAGGAAUUUCGAUUUACAUGGUCACAAGAUUUGGGUGGCCUUUGUGACAUUUAUGAAGAACGUCAGGGUGGUGAAGAUGGUAAUGGUUUACUGGUUGAAUCUGGAUGUUCAUGGCGCAAGCUGAAUGUGCAGCGUGUCUUAGAUGAGUCCACUAAAAAGCAUGUCAAGAAGAGAUCAGAAGAAUAUGAGCAAAAACUCAAAUCACGCAAGGCCAUUGUCUUGGACCAAUGCAAUCCUUCUAUGAAGAGUCAAAUGCAAGCAUUAGCUGCUGCAGAGGCUGGUCCAUGGAAGUUUAAACAGAAAAACAAGAAAUUUUUUGAGCCAUCACAAGUUGGUAGCCAUCCUAAGCCUGUCAAGUCAUCGACGGUAUCCUCUUCAACUGCUAAUGCAAAGGGAAGGCAUUCAACUUCACCUUUGCCAUCACCCCAGACCCAGUCUAUUUCUUUGGCAUCUGCUUUUGUAAGAGGAAAUGCUACUGAAAGUCAGACUGUUGCAGAGAAUCCAACUAUCCAAACACGAGCAAAAGACAAUGCUGUUAACUUCGAGAAUGAAAUUCCUGCCCAAGUUUCUGGCAGGAUGACAGAAGCACUACACGGGGAUAACCAAGGAGUUGGAACAUCAGAUCUGUGGAAUUUGCUAGUAACAUUGUUGAAGGAUAAUCCAAAAGGACUGAGCAUAAAGGCAUUGGAGAAAGCUGUUGGUGAUAUGAAGUCUAACUCUGCCCGCAAAAUUGAGCCCAUUCUUAAGAAAAUCGCAACUCAUGAACCUUCCGGAAGAUAUAUUCUGAAGUCAGGAAUGGAGCUAGAAAGCUUGAAGAAGUCGUAUUCUGAUAGUGGAAGUUCUCCUGAAGACAAUAACCGGAAGCAGUUUGUUCCAGAAAGCCGUGGUGAAAUGCCAGCUCCACUUUCAGGAUCUGCCAGAAAAUCCCCAGCUGAGGAUGUGGAGGAACAGGUGCAGAAGUUUGAUGAAGAGUCAAAUAUGGCUGAAAAAUUUGAUGCCUCUCAACAUUUCUCUGAUCUUUUUGGUGAUGAUGAACCGCCUGAGCGCAGCGAGAGACAGACAGCCAAAACUAAUGGUAGUGAGAGUGAUAGUGAUAGUAAUAGUGAUAGUGGCAGUAGCGAUAGUGCAAGCCGAAGUAGAAGCAGAAGCCCUGCUGGAAGUGGUAGUGCUAGUAGCAGUGAUAGCGAAGGUGACGCUUCUUCUUCCCAUAGUAAAGAGUCAUCUGAUGUGGAUAUCGAUAUAAUGAGCGAUGAUGACAAAGAAACCAAGAAAUUACAAGGUACCGAACAUGGGUUAUCAAAGGCACCUGUUCCCUGGAGUAUGCCUGAAGCUGUACCCCUACAAGACGGAAGAAGUGGAGAUCAAGAUGGUUAUGCAUCUGAGGAUGUUGAUAUUGAGAAUGAUUUCCUUGAUGAUAAUGAAUCUCAGCUGGCAACGGCCCCUCUGCAUCUUGGUAUAGCCACUGAGAAGUUAAGGACUGUUUCACCUGAUCACGAUCAAAAUGAACCAUGUAAUAAUAGGACAGAUGUUAGUGAGCGAGAAGGUUUUGAAGAUGAAGUUCAACGUGAGCAUCACAGCUUUGUUAAGUCUGGAGGUAAAUCUAAAAGAGGAUCCGAUUUGAUCCAGUUUGAGCAUGAUGCUGAUCAUGUCAAAAAAUUUAAAGCAAAUACCUCUCAGUCAAUUUCUAGGCCUAUAGUGUCCCGUACAUUUGGGAGUCCACCAAAACACUUUGUUGAUAUAAUCAAUGAAGACAACUAUGAGAACCGCAACUUACACGUGUCAAAUCAGUUUAACAGGGAUGAUAGUGCUAACACACAUCUUGGUGUGCAGAGAGGAUAUAACAAUGUUGUCUCUGGAAAGUCUGCUGUGGAAUUGAUACAUUCUGGUCGAAGGCCCACUGCUAUUGCCUAUAAUGUUGAAGCUACAGAUAAAGCUGCUAAGAAGCUUCCAAAUUCUGGGGUAGAUUUGAAAUUUCAGGACACAAAUGCUUAUGGACAAGAAGGUAGUUUGAAACAUGCUGAUAAGGGCUACCGAGAAACACAGGAUGAAGAGGAAAGUCCAAAUGAGAAAGCAAAUGGAAAGUUCAAAGAAAGUCCUCUUGGUCAGAAAAACUCUAUACGCCCAGAGCCCCGUCAUAGAAAGCAUAGUGUACGGUAUAAAAAUUCCCAUACAUUGGGGACUUCUUCGAGGCUGCAUAUGGGAUCCUCACUGAAGGAUAGCGGUAAGGCUGACUUUGACAGGUCUUCUGCUGACAGGAGAAGGCUCCAAAGAGAAUUGUCAGACCUGGAGCAGGGUGAACUUCGUGAUCCCUCUCCUGAGGAACCAGAAGGGACCAAAAGGCAGUUUGAGAGAGCUGGCUCCUUCAAGCAAUCACAGGCGAAAUUAGGCACCUCAGGUUCUCGGAAUGCAGAGUUGAAGGGUAUACCUGUGAGCAAGCCAUUCCUAGAUUCUGGGAAGACUUCUUCCCCAAAUGCAAAAGGAGCUCCUAAUAAUACUAACAAUUCAUCGAGGAAAAGGUCUCUGGAGCCUUAUGCUGAAGAUAGUUCUCGACCCCAUGGGACUCUACCAUCUCAGCUACAACAGUCAAGGAAUAGUAGCGCUGAAGUUGGGCCUCUGUCUAACAACGCAAUGGAUCGCAGCAGAUUGGGGCACAAUGAGGCUGUGGCUAAUCAAGGGACUGAUGUUGAAGGUUAUGGUGAAACACAAAAGAAAACACAAAUCAUUGCACAGCGUGAAGACUCCAGACAGGAAAUUGGUUCACAUAAGGGGAAAGGAAAUAAAUCCAGAAAAUCCAACAUAUCUAAAGAUGCUAGUGGUAAAAAAAGGCAAGUUUCCUAUACCCAAGACCUUAAUGGCAAGCGUACAAGGAGGGAUUCUUCUUCGGAUGAAGAUACUCCAUACACUAAGUAUGAAAAGGAAGAGCCAGAGCUUAAGGGGCCAAUUAAAAUUUUCUCUCAGUUUAAAGAUUAUGUGCAAGAGUAUUGUGAGAAGUAUGAGAGUUACCUUUCUCUAUUCAAGAUCUUGGUGAGAUACAAGGACGAGUUUCAGAAGCUUGGAAUGGACCUUGCAAGUGCCAAAGGUAGAGAUAUGGAGAGAUAUUACGACACUAUAGGUCAACUGAAAGAAAGCUAUAGCCGUUGUGCGAUGUUUGUUUAUAAACUUGUGCAGCGGCAUAAACGACUAAAGAAAAUAUUUCUUGUGCUUCAUGAGGAGUUGAAGCAUCUUAAGCAGAUGAUACACGAAGCUGACGUAGACCGUUUGAGGGAAUGAAUACACUACUAAGCUCAAUUAUGAGCUUUCCAUGUUCAUAUCUGGGAACCUUCUUAAAUGAAGGUCAUCAUUUAUCAGAUCCGUUGCCUUCUCUUUCUCGAGGUCUGUCUUGACUUGCAGUUUUUGCUCAGCAACAUACAUGAGUUAGAGCUUCCAUUGAACAGGGUUUUCUCGAAUGAUCCAAUUAAUUUGGGACCCUGAGAAAUUUUGCAGCCCCCUUUCUCACUGUAGAUCAUUUACCUGGAUAUAAUGGCAAAUUGGCAAUAUUGGUGGAAGCUCAAGAAACUUCAGACAAGGAGAGCUGUAUGUGAAUGUAUAGGAUGAACAAAGUUAGAUUGUUUGAUUGAGAGAAGUUCUCGUCUGCCCCUCAUUUUUGGUUCGUCUGAAAUAAUCAUGACCAUUGUAGAUUUGUAGUUUGUAAAUUCAGAAUGGCAGUAUAGCGGCAUUUAAAUUUCAAUUGGUUAUUCGACAAACCCAAUGCCUAAUAUGUAAUUGUACCUUGUAAGAGUUCGGGAAAGAAAACAUAAAUUUAUGCUCUUUAAAAGAUGGUAUUUACGAUGUCAAAAUAUCAGUUUAUGUUAA
Molecule: messenger RNA, 4615 nt
Organism: Beta vulgaris subsp. vulgaris (sugar beet)
Lineage: Eukaryota; Viridiplantae; Streptophyta; Magnoliopsida; Caryophyllales; Amaranthaceae
Exons: 12
Coding region: 401-4033 (1210 amino acids)
Source: RefSeq, a predicted model, not a curated record